UUGUGUUCCUUCAUCAUCUUUUUUUUCUAGGGAUCCAAAUCUGGUUCAAGGCCAUCGAGCAGUUCAUGCACUUUGUUAAGAGGCUGAAAACUGAAGACAAGAAAGAAGACAGCCAGGGCAUCAUUAGAGAGGCACUGGCAGGCAUGCCGGUGUUUGACGAACUCUCUGACAGCACAGAGGUUGUGGAGAUGGAGGAUGUGACUUCAACCCACUUUCAGGUGCAAAAGCACACGUGGGUUGGUCUGCGUAAAAUCAUUCACGACGGACGCAAGAACAUAGGCUUUCUCGUCAACAAGGCGCCAUAUGACUUCGUGUUUGUCCAGAAGGGGGAACCCAACACACAUUCCCAUCGGCUCUAUUACCUCGGUACGCCUUACCGCAAAAGGGAUAACGCCUUACUGUACUCUGACAUUCCCAAGAAGGUACACAAGGAUGUCCUUCUCAUUCUGUCAUGGAAACCUCUGCUGGAUCACUUUCAGGCCAGCCCUCACCCCAACAUUUUCUCAAGAGAGGAGGAGCUGCUGCGAGAGAGGAAGCGCUUAGGGGUGUCAGGCAUCACAUCCUAUGACUACCACCGAUCUACGGGACUUUUUUUGUUCCAGGCCAACAGCAGUCUGUACUACUGUGUAGACGGGUCAAAUGAUAAUUUCACGCAAGGUCCACUGGACCCUUGUGAAAUUAAGAGUCAAUGUUCGGGUGCACGCAUGGAUGCCAAAAUCUGCCCAGCUGACUCAAACUUCAUCAGCUUUGUCCACAAAAAUGACAUAUGGCUGACCAGCAUCAAGACAAGUGAAGAGAAGCGGCUCACCUUCUGCCAUAAAGGCAUUGAUAAACCAAACGAGGAUGCCAAAACCGCUGGUGUAGCCUCUUUUGUCAUUCAAGAAGAAUUUGAUCGUUUCACUGGAUAUUGGUGGUGUCCAGCUGCACAAAAUGAAUCAGAUGGUGGAAAAACACUGACGAUUUUGUAUGAGGAAGUGGAUGAGUCGGAGGUUGACAUCAUUCACGUCCCAUCUCCAGCUCUGGAAGAAUGUAGCACUGACGUGUACAGAUAUCCACGCGCAGGCAGCAAGAAUCCAGUUAUUACCCUGAAAUUAGCUGAAAUCAAGAUAGACAGUCUUGGCAAUAUUGUCAGCACACAGCUGAAAGAGUUGCUUGUGCCCUUUACGACCUUGUUCCCCAAUGCUGAAUACAUCACCCGAGCUGGAUGGACUAAAGAUGGUCGAUAUGCAUGGGUAACAUUGAUGAACCGACGGCAGCAGCGUCUCCAGUUAGUUCUGUUGCCUUUGUCGCUCUUCAUUCCUGUGGACCAGAAUGACACCACCAGACUGGAGAGCCUGGAGGCUGUUGGGGACACGGCUCAUCCACUCAUCAUUUACCAACAAAGCAGCGACAUAUGGAUAAAUGUCCAUGAUAUCUUCUACCCAUUCAGUCAAAGCAGUGACGACGAGAUCACAUUUAUUACUGUAAACGAGUCCAAAACAGGUUUCUGCCACCUAUACAAGGUCACCACGCUGUUAGAUCGUGGUAGUUACAGCUGGACUGGAGGCUACACACACUCUGAAGAUCAUUUCAAAUGUCCAAUCAAGGAGGAGGUGGCAUUGACGAGUGGAGAGUGGGAGGUGUUGGCCAAUCACGGAUCAAAGCGGUUGUCCAGCCUUCAGAUUUGGGUUGAUGAGACCGAAAAGCUGGUAUACUUCCAGGGAACCAAAGACUCACCCCUGGAGCACCACUUAUAUGUCGUGAGCUAUGAGUCACCGGGAGAAAUUGUGCAACUCACUAAGCCUGGUUUCUCGCACAGCUGCUCUGUGAGCCCCACAUUUGACAUGUUUGUGACCGACCACAGCAGCCUGACCAGCACACCUUGCGUCCAUGUCUACAAGCUGAACAGGACAGACGGCAACCCGCUGCACAAAGAGCCGGAAUUCUGGGCAAGUCUGAUGGAGACUGCAGGUUACCCACCUAAUUACAGUCAUCCUGAGAUUUUUAGCUUCUUGGGGAAGUCUGGCUUUCAGCUUUAUGGUCUCUUGUACAAGCCACACACUUUGCUCCCAGGGAGGAAAUAUCCCACCGUUGUCUUUGUCUAUGGUGGUCCACAGGUCCAGUUGGUAAAUAACUCGUAUAAAGGCUUAAAAUACCAUCUGAUGAGCAGGUUGGCCUCUCUAGGUUACGUCGUGAUCAUCGUUGAUGGACGGGGUUCCUGUCAGCGUGGACUUAAGUUUGAAGGAGCUGUGAAGGACAAAGUGGGUCAGGUGGAGAUUGAAGACCAGGUGGAGGGUUUGCACUAUAUAGCGGACAAGUACAAGUUUGUGGACUUGAAUCGCGUUGCCAUCCACGGCUGGUCCUACGGAGGCUUUCUCUCUCUCAUGGGCCUCAUUCACAGACCUGACAUCUUCAAGGUUGCCAUUGCAGGGGCUCCGGUGACAUUGUGGAUGGCUUAUGACACUGGAUACACAGAGCGGUAUUUGGAUACUCCUGAAAACAAUCCGAAAGGCUACGAGGCUUGCUCAGUUGCACUUCACGUCAACAAGUUCCCUAAUGAACCAAACAGACUGCUGAUCCUGCAUGGAUUUCUUGACGAGAAUGUCCACUUUUUCCACACAAACUUUCUGGUAUCCCAACUCAUCCGGGCAGGGAAACCGUACAGCCUUCAGGUUUAUCCAAACGAACGGCACAGCAUCAAGGGACCAGAGUCUGGAGAACAUUAUGAAAUCACGCUGUUGCACUUCCUUCAGGAGAACCUCUGAUAACCUUUUUUUUUUUUUUUACACACAAAUUAAUUACUCUGCUUCAGCAGGGGGAGCUGCUCUGCAUCUUUUGUGUUUUUAUGCCCAGAAAAGUCUUGAUGUAUGGCGUUGUUUUUAUAUUCACAUUUUUCAACGGUCAACUUGAGUUGUAGUAAACAAUGUGACAUAUACUAGA
Messenger RNA from Hippocampus comes (tiger tail seahorse), 2919 nucleotides. Its product is annotated as dipeptidyl peptidase 9-like. The coding region runs from base 66 to 2744 and encodes 892 amino acids. Gene Ontology annotation, biological process: proteolysis. Gene Ontology annotation, molecular function: serine-type peptidase activity; dipeptidyl-peptidase activity. The record is from RefSeq and is a predicted model, not a curated record. Lineage: Eukaryota; Metazoa; Chordata; Actinopteri; Syngnathiformes; Syngnathidae. The transcript has 20 exons.